UUGCACUGUACUACACCAGACACUGCAGAUAGAUCCUGACCAUCACCCAAGGAACUGUGGGAGGACAUCCAGUCCCUUCAAAGCAUUGCUCAACACAGAGAAGGUUGGCCAGUAAAACCAUCAUCUGGAAAUUCGUAGGGUCUUGGAAGCUCUGAUAUGUUAUCAGAUCUGAAACUGGUCAGUGGUGUGGAACCUUCCAACGUAACCAACCUUUCUGAAAGUUUAGGUGAUCGGUCAGGAUGAGGCUGGGAAGAAGUGUGAGUGGGCUCCAAAUGUGGUGAGAACUUUAAUCAUUCAUUGAGCCUUAUGAGCCUCAUUCCUAUUGGUGAGAGGCUGCUCAAGUGUGAGGUGUGUGAGGCGGGCUCCAGAAGUUUAGCAGAUAAGGUGUAUUUUGUUAGACAAACUAUUAACACAAACAGCUACAUGGAAGAGAAACCAUUCAAGUGUGAGGUUUGUGAUAAAUCUUUCAUGACCUCCACAAGGCUCCUGACACAUCAGAUGAUUCACACUGGGGACAAACCCUUCAGGUGUGAGGUUUGUGAGAAGGCUUUCACUCACUCCUCCCAUCUUCUGAGGCACCAGAGAAUUCAUACAGGGCAGAAACCAUUCACAUGUGAUGUGUGUGAAAAAUCAUUCUCAAUCUUAUCAAAUCUUCGUGUACACCAACGCACUCAUACCGGGGAGAAGCCAUUCUCAUGUGAGGUGUGUGACAAGUCAUUCUCAGACUCAUCGAGUCUCCGCAGACACCAACGGGUUCACACAGGGGAGAGACCAUUCGCUUGUGAGGUGUGUGACAAAUCUUUCUCAUCAUCAUCGCACCUCCAUGGACACCAACGCACUCACACUGGGGAGAAGCCAUUCACAUGCGAGAUCUGUGACAAAUCAUUCUCAGAUUCAUCGAGUCUCCGGAGACACCAACGUAUCCACACAGGAGAGAAACCGUUCUUGUGUGACGUGUGUGAGACAUCAUUCUUGUAUUCAUCGAAUCUCCGUGUGCAUCAGCGUAUUCACACAGGUGAGAAACCAUUCCUGUGCAAGUUAUGUGAUAAAUCAUUCUCAACAUCGUCACUUCUCCGCAUACACCAUCGUGUUCAUACUGGGGAGAAACCAUUCAAGUGUGAGGUGUGUGACAAAUUAUUCUCAAGGUCUUCCAACCUUCUGGUUCAUCAGAGGCUCCACACAGGAGAAAAACCUUUCAAGUGUGAGGUGUGUGAGAAAUCAUUCUCAAGGUCAUCGCAUCUCUUGCUCCAUUGGAGAAUUCACACACAGGAAUAGCCUUUUAAAUGGGAGAUGUUUUAAAAAACCUUCAUAAUACCUUUGAUCCUCCUGAAACCUCACAGGUUCACAAUGGGGAAACUCUUCAGGUGCGAUUUUUGUGAAAAGACUCACUCACUAUGCUAAUCUUCUAAAGUCUUCACACAAUUGAUGGUCCUCCUGGAAGUUCAGCAAACACAAGUAGACCUAGGCAAGUUCUUAUCAACUGCCAUCAGAGUUGGUUCUCAAUACAGUCUCACUGCGCAGGACGUUUAGUGGGACUGGGACACAGAACAAGAAGCAGCUUUCACUCCCAUCAAACAACUAAUGAUGACAUCACCAGUGCUGAGGGAUUAUAAUGUCAAUAAUGGAGUCACACGGCAGUGUGAUAUCAAUGAAACAGGACUUGGAGUGACCCGCAUGCAGUGAAUGUUUGUAUCCAGACAAAUUGAAUAACACUGUGUACAGAUUGAGAAAGAUGGAUGGAAUAUCGUCUUUAGUAUUUCAACCAGUACCUGUUUAGAGAGAAACUAGGUGUCAAUUUUGACCACAAGCCAAUGACAUCUUGCGAAAAACAUUUCUAUUUAUUCCAAAUUAUUUGCAAAGGACAUCACUUAAUUUGCUGAGUUGUCACGUGGAAGUGAAGUACAAGCAAUGGAAACAGAUGGAUGUCACUGACUUGCUGUCAAGAGCUGCACUCUGAAGGAAGUUUGUGCUGAUACAGUAUCUGAAAUAUUCCAGAUUCAACAAGAAGCAACAGCAUGACGUGCUCUGGAAAUCAUCAACCCAGCAGAGACAUUGAAUGUCACAGACAGACAUCUUGCUGAGAUCAAACAAAUUUCACACCAAGAUACAACCUUUCAAAUGUAAAAGGACAUUAUGAUGAAGGAAUGGACUGAAUUCAUCAAGGGCACUCUGUUAAUAUGAGAGAGUAUUGGACAAGCAAGUAAUCACUCAAGGUGGUAUCUUAUGCAAAAGAAGCAGGUUCAUUAUUCCAAAAGAGAUGCUGAAGCACAUCCCACACAAACUAUUAAGGAAUCGAGUCCAGUCUGAGGAAGGUUUUCCGGAAUCCAUUGUGGAAUCAAACCCUGAACAGAAGAUAUGUUUACCUCCUGGCACCUCAGAAAUCGUGCUUUGUGUGUUGUAACCAUGAGCCUUCUGCUGAGGGCACAGAACAAGCAAGGAAAUGAUUGGACAUCUCUUUGAAAUUUGGAUGGUGAGCUGAAGACAGCCUCAAAAUGCCGCACUGCCUUAUCAGAGCUGAUGAAAGUCACGACAGCACUGAAUUUCUUUGCCUCUGGGUCACCUCAGCCUGAUAUUGGUGACUUGUGUUACAUUCCCGACAACAGUAUGAGGGCCUGUGUUCACCAGGUCACUGAGGCCAUUUUCCAUAGAACUUCUGAUUUCAUUCACUUUGAUAUGUCCUUUAUGAGGAUGAAACAAAGGGCCCUUAUGUUCUCUAAGAUCACUGGCUUCCCAGAUGUGAUUGGGUCUGUCAAUGGAACACACAUUCCACUGAAGGCACCAAAAGAGAAACCUGUUUUGUUCAUAAGCAGGAAGAGCUUCCAUUCACUGAACAUGAUGAUUGAAUGUGGUACCCAUAUGAAGAUCCUAAAUGUAAAUGUGGAUAACUGGAGAAGUGCACAUGAUUCCUUUGUCCUAGUGACCUCAAGGUUGUACCUUACCAUGAGUGUGUCACUGGGAAUUACAAGCUAGUUACUGGGGCAUGAGGGAUAUCUGUUGAGGACGAGGCUGAUGAAACUGUACCUGAGGACGAGCAACAAAGGGUAUGAAUGACACAAUCGUACACAUGUAGCAACACGUCAGGUGGUGGACAGAAUAAUCUGGUUCCUCAAGUCACAUUUCCAUUACCUGGAGAGGUCAGAAAGCACUUUAUGAUUCUCACUGGUGAGUGUUGUGUGUGUUGCACAACUUUGCCAUCCACCCAGAGAAUGCUUUUGAGCCAGAAAUUGAAGAGUUGGAGGAGCGCAAUGUGGAUCCAGAUGCAGAUGGGCUGCUCAGAGAACGUGAGAAGUCUCCAGCAAGAGCUGCCAUCAUAGCAACUCAAGAUUGCCUGGUUGCAUCUGCUUUCAGACACUGUGAAUUGAACAGUCUCUGUCUGUCCUUCCUUUCCUCUCAAAAUAAAACAAGAAUGGUACUUACAAGUCCAGCCUUACCAUUGGAAAGACCUUUGAAAUAGUUACUGCUGAAGAGGGUAAAACUCAGCUGUUCAAACAAAAGAUU
Messenger RNA from Hemiscyllium ocellatum (epaulette shark), 3498 nucleotides. Its product is annotated as zinc finger protein 271-like. Gene Ontology annotation, molecular function: DNA-binding transcription factor activity, RNA polymerase II-specific; RNA polymerase II cis-regulatory region sequence-specific DNA binding. NCBI's taxonomy places the organism in Eukaryota, Metazoa, Chordata, Chondrichthyes, Orectolobiformes, Hemiscylliidae. Gene Ontology annotation, biological process: regulation of transcription by RNA polymerase II. The record is from RefSeq and is a predicted model, not a curated record. The transcript is spliced from 2 exons. The coding region runs from base 307 to 1275 and encodes 322 amino acids.